AUGAAGGGGCUGGGUGGGCAGAAGGUGCUGCUGGUGCACUCGUCGUCGACCAAGCCGUCGGGCGGCGGCGCGGGGUCGCCGGGGAUGGGGCGGCGCCGGGUGUGGCUGGUCCUCUUCCUGGCCCUCUUCGCGUGCGUCUCCCUGGCCUCCCUGCUCUCCUCCGCGCGGGACGCGUCCUCGGCCGUCGGCGGCAGGCGGAGGGCGGCGCAGUCGGCGUCGGUGGGCAAGGUCGCGGUGUCGGCGUCGGCGGCCGCGGCGAAAGGAAAGCACUUGGACGAGGCGGUGGGUCCGGGGCUGCCGGGGUACGUGUUCGACGCGCUGGUGCAGUACGCGGCGGUGGGGGGCAACACGUCGGGGAGCAUGCCGGCGGCGGACGUGCGCGCCAUCGCGGCCGCGCUGAAGCGGCGCGGCGCGCCCUGCAACCUGCUGGUGUUCGGCCUCGGCGGGGAGACGCCGCUGUGGCGCGCGCUGAACCACGGCGGGAGGACCGUGUUCCUGGACGAGAACCAGUGGUACGUGUCCCACCUGGAGGGCCGGCACCCGGGGCUGGAGGCCUACGACGUGGCCUACACCACCACCGUCCGCGAGUUCCCCGACCUGCUCGAGGCGGCGCGGGCCGCGCGGGCCGCCGAGUGCCGGCCGGUGCAGAACCUGCUGUUCUCUGACUGCCGCCUCGCCAUCAACGACCUCCCCAACCACCUCUACGACGUCGCCUGGGACGUCAUCCUCGUCGACGGCCCGCGCGGGUACACGGCGUCGUCUCCGGGGAGGAUGGCGGCGAUCUUCACGGCGGGGGUGCUUGCGCGGGCCCGGAAGGAGGAGGGCGCGGCGACGGACGUGCUGGUGCACGACUACGAGCGCGAGGUGGAGCGGGCCUGCUCGAGGGAGUUCCUGUGCGAGGAGAACCGCGUGCCGGCGACGAGCACGCGGUCGCUGGCCCACUUCGUCAUCCGCGGCGGCAGCGCCGUCCGGCGGGAGUCCUUCUGCGGCGGCGCCGGCGCCACCGUCAGCGCUGCUUAGUAGUAGAAUUUUUUUCUACCUUUUACUGGAGUACUACUAGUAACUUGCCUCUGCUCUCUGUCUCUCAUCAAGAUUAUCUUUUUUACCGUCGUCUGAUGGGCAAUGAUGAUGUCGGUGCGUGGUGAAAAGGAGGGAAAGUGAAAACCUCCAGGCUGUAAAAAUUCGGUGCGAGGAACUGUGGUGGUCAGAUCAAGGCUAAAGCCAUGGCCUCCAUUAUUUACUAUUCUGCUCAUUCUUUUGCGUCGUCGGUUCUUCACGUAUGCCCUGUUGUGGUAGAAUAUCAUCAAAAACCACAAAAGUUUCCUCAGA
Molecule: messenger RNA, 1329 nt
Organism: Lolium rigidum
Lineage: Eukaryota; Viridiplantae; Streptophyta; Magnoliopsida; Poales; Poaceae
Product: protein IRX15-LIKE-like
Exons: 2
Coding region: 1-1020 (339 amino acids)
Biological process (GO): xylan biosynthetic process
Source: RefSeq, a predicted model, not a curated record